This is a messenger RNA of Astrephomene gubernaculifera, 1070 nucleotides long. The record is from the annotation of a GenBank genome assembly. Lineage: Eukaryota; Viridiplantae; Chlorophyta; Chlorophyceae; Chlamydomonadales; Astrephomenaceae.
CGGGUGCUUGACCAACGCUGAACUAGGUGAUCAAUUUAUGCUUUCGUAGGUUUGAUUAGCUUUGAGCGAUGGCCCUCGACGGCGGAAGUGAAGCCGUCGGGCACGUCGUGCGCUGCCUCCAGACUUGUGUAUACUCAAUUGACGGGAGCGCACGAAAAUCAGCUGAGCAACAGCUUGAAUCGGGUGUGCACCAUCCGGGCUUCGCGUCGACGCUUGCGACCCUCGCCACCGAUGGUACCCUCACGAACAACGACUUGGGCGUGCGGCAGCUGGCAGCUGUGCUCUUGAAGCAGAUAAUUACGAAACAUUGGUCGUCGGAGGCGCAGAAAUUCCAGGCUCCGGAGCUGUCGCGCGAGGAAAGGGCUCACAUCCAGGCCAUUCUUCCGGCCGGCCUGGCGGAUGCAAGCUCCAAAGUCCGAACAGCUGUUUCUAUGUGCAUCGCGGCGAUAUCUAAGACCGAUCCUGACGGUUGGCCCGGGCUUAUCGAGAACCUGGUCGGUGCCAUCCACACGCAGCGGAGCACCAACACAACUCUCGUUCAGGGCGCCAUCCGAUGCUUGUCACUCCUGAGCGACGAUAUCGACGAGCAGCAGCUCCCUCAGGUGGCCCAGGUGCUGCUGCCGGAGCUCCUGCAGGUGGCCAGCGCCCAGCCGGCAGCAGCAGCAGCAGCAGGAACACCCGGCGGCGGCAGCGGCAGCAGCGCUGUCACCGCUACCGCUACUGCCUCUGCAGAGUUGCGGUCCGCGGCGCUGUCCAUCUUCCAUGACGUGCUGCGCUGCCUGGGAGUCAUGUCGGGGGUGUACCAGCGGCAGGUUCGCGACCUGCUGGUGCCGCUGGUGGCCCCCUGGAUGCCGCUGCUGUGCGCGGAGGUGGCGGCGCAGCUCAGUGCGGAGGACUCCUCCGGCUGGUCCGUCCGCAUGUUGUGCCUCAAGUGCCUCACGCAGCUGAUGUCGUACUUCAGCCGGCCGCUGCAGCCGCACCUGCAGCCGGUGCUGGCGGCCUGCUGGCGCAUGUUCGCGGAGUCGCUGAGCUGCUACACGCUGCACCUGGUGUAUUCCCCCAGUGAGGGC